Molecule: messenger RNA, 5138 nt
Organism: Onychostoma macrolepis
Lineage: Eukaryota; Metazoa; Chordata; Actinopteri; Cypriniformes; Cyprinidae
Gene: ino80db
Product: INO80 complex subunit Db
Exons: 10
Coding region: 1115-3751 (878 amino acids)
Cellular component (GO): nucleus
Source: RefSeq, a predicted model, not a curated record
GAUGGUGGAUUAAGUGCAACAUGAAGCCUGUUUUGCUCUAAAAAUAUAUUUAAUUUGACAAAACUCUUUGUUGAAUUAAUUUUAAAUUUGAUUCAUUAUAAUAUCUUGAAUUACAUUAAACAGCAUAGUAAUUGAUUCUCAUGAGUUCCAGUUUACUGAUAAAACUUUUUACUUGGCCUAAAGUCUGUAACACCUUUGUAUACAUUUUUACAACUAUGUCUGGAUCAUUCUGACAUCACUGAAGAAGAUUGAUAGGGGGCAACCUUAGGCACUUCAAAAUCUCUUUACCCCCACUAACACCUGCUUCAUAGUUUAUAUCACAAGCCUUGUCACCUUGAUAACAUUUAUUGACAGUAGGGAGGGGAAAAUGUGAUUGACAAGAAAGUUAUCUUCGCAUGUGAGAUUGCACUGAAUUUGAAGUAGGUGAUGUCAUUCCAGGCAUGGAUGAGACGCGUGAGAGGAGGCUGUCGGAAAAGACUUUGGGGGAGAGCCCUCAAACUUAAAAUCAAUGACUGCGGCUUAAACAAAACUUUACGCUGGUCUGAACACUUCUGACAGCCGGGCACUCAAACGUUCAAUCUAUAUUCUGUGUGUGCGAGAUCUGUCAUCUUUCUAAAAGCCGACAAUGAACAUACAAAGUUGAAUUCCAAAAUGGUUGCAGAGGUUGUUGUUGCACUGUUGGCUGUUGUCAUGUCCCCCCAGUGCCUGUAGUUGUGCUGUAAGAAGCCUCGCAUCCGAUGACUAAACCAACACCCCCUUCUCCUUGUGUACGGCUACUUUUAUUUCAAUAAUCGACAAAGAUAUGCCAGUAGGAUUCGUAUAAAAUUAUAUCCACGCGUUAAAAAACUAAAUCUGCUAGCGUAAAGCGUGAAGGUAGAGGCGGAAAAUCCCCGUUGAAAGUAAUAGCCGUCGACCGUAUGAGAAGAUCAGCGUAGCUUCUUUAGCACAGGCCGCAGCGAUCGGGGACUGAGCGGCUGCCGGGAAGCAACGGACUCAAGCAAAGGCGGAAGCCCGCUUAUCACGCACUGCAAGGCGGGUGCCUCGUUACUCGACUCGGGGGAUUCGGGAGGUUUCACAGGCCAACGCUGAUGUUCCGGAGAGUUCCAGCCCUGGGAUGUAUGAAGGCAAACACAUCCACUACUCGGAGGUGGACCACAAGCCUCUGUGUUCAUAUAGUCCAAAGCUUUGCAAGCAACGCCGGCUCAACGGUUAUGCUUUCUGCAUCCGUCAUGUGCUUGAGGACCGGACCGCUCCUUUCAGGCAGUGCGAAUAUGUAGCCAAGUACAAUAGCCAACGCUGCACCAAUCCCAUACCCAAGGCUCAUGACCGAAAGUAUUGUAAUAGUCACCUUCAGGUUAUGGGUGUCCUCCCCAAGAAGGAGCGAAAGAAGAAACAAGAUACAAUAGAGUCUUUGGCCCUCAACAUUACUGUUCCAUCCCUGGCUCUGAAGACCCAUAACGGGCUCGAGCUUUUAUCUCCAUCACCACCACCCUCCCUGGCUUGUCUACUCCCCUCAGAUCCCUUCGCCUUUUGCAGGGGGGAAAAAAUGUUAAAAUCAAGUGGCACAUUCCUGAAGAAGCCCCAAGAAAGCCAAGCUCUGAACCAUAAGCAGAAACAGCAAGAUCACAGUGUAGAUCCAGCCUUUCCAAACCAUCUCAGAACCUCUUCUCUAUCUUCAACUCUUCCACGUCCUUGCCUCCCUCCUCCUCAGACUGGAAGAACCACACAAACACCCAAAGUUCCCUCCUCCCCUCGCACAGAAAUCUCACAAACCCCUGCAGUUCGUUCAGGUUCGUUAUUCAAAACCUCAUCUUCACUUCAGGACAGCCGUCAGGGCUCAAUAGAAACUGCUCCAGCUGAUAACAAAAUUAAACUGGACUUUAAUCAUGCAUUUGACAAAAAGGUUGUCCCUGCAGCUUCAGGGACAGCACCAAGCCGUGAUGACAUACAUAGAUGUUUAAUAAAAAUGCACUCAGUUGCCAUGCAACAACAAGCUCCAUGUUUGCAGAAGUUCCAUAGAUUGGUGGACCAACACAGGGGGAGGUACCAAGACCUGAGCCCACAUUUAGGGCUUGACUGGUCAGAAGACAGUGAAGAGGAAGUCGGAGACGUGGGGAAACUAAUGUCAUAUCAGUGCCAGAGACUACAAGAGAAGCACUUUGAGGAAAGUGCCAGCAGUUCCCGUGCUGAGCGUUUGGCAGGCUUCUGCUCAUACCUGAGACAAAAACACACGCACCUUUGCAGAGAGCAGAGGGGCUUCAGGAGGGAGAGGAGAUCCCAGCAUGCCCUUCGUAAAGCCCUACUGCAGGCAGCAAGAGAGGAACCUCACCACACUGCACAGCUUUUUCAGGAACAAUAUAAAAAGACCUCCGCGCCCUCCAGCACUGCAGCACCAUUGGCUGGAGAUGACUCAGGGUUGUGUACGGCUCUCGUGAAAGGUGAAGACUGUAGAAAUUCAGCCUUACCAUUCACCAGGCACUGCUUUCAGCAUAUCCUUCAGAACCGUUCUCAGCAGCUGUUCUCAAGUUGCACCGCUCGCUUUGCAGAUGGAGCUCAGUGUUCCAUCCCUGUCUUUGACAUCACGCACCAGACGCCACUUUGUGAUGAGCAUGCCAAGAAAAUGGACAAUUUCCUUCGAGGUGAUAUCAGCCGGAGAACGUACCACCACCACCAGCAGAUUCAGCGGCACAGACCACUGAAGAAAGCCAAGCCUCCAGCACUCACCAAGAAGCAUAAGAAGAAAGGAAAGAGAGGAGCACCAAGGCGACCUCAGAAACCCAUUCCUCCCGCGCAGCCUCAGGGUAACCUGGGAAUGCCUUCCAUCCUGUGCCUGCCCACUCAGCCCUCUGACAUAAGGAGCCCUUUAACUCCUGAUUUAAGUGCAGAUGAAUUUCCAGAUGACAUCACCAAUGACAUCAGCGACAUUCCACAUGACCUGGAGUUGAAUCAGGAGGAUUUCUCAGAUGUUCUUCCUCGACUCCCUGAUGACCUGCAGGACUUUGAUCUUUUUGAAGGCAAGAAUAGUGAGCUGUUGCCCACCUCCGAGGAAGCCGAAGAACUGGUUCGCGUUCUGCAGGCCAUGGGCUCAUACCCAGAAUCCCUUGCAUGUCUAAGCGGAAUGGCUGAGCUUGGUCCCGUAGAAGCUGUAGAUUGUCGAAGCAUGCCAGGGGGAGUCGUGGAUCUACUGAGUGGACGGCUAUCUGCUGAGACUCUCUCCAGCCUGGAGCUGGACCCCAGUCUGCUUCCCACCUCUGAAGAUGCUUUCCCCCCAUCACCUCCAUCACCACAACCCCCUCUCACUCCUCCAUCCUCUGUGGGGCAUCUCACAGACAGUACAUACUCACAGAGACAGCCUCAUCUCCUAGCCAAGAUGGAUAACUCCAAAGCAGAUCUAAGUGAACUGCCACUUGGAAAGGACGAGGACAUCUCUCACGGCUCCUGGGGCGUUCUCGCCCUCCCCCUCAACGAUUCCUCACAAUUUCACAGCCUUAUUGCCUCGGACGGCCUGCUGAUGUCCACAGCCCUCUCAACGCCAAUGACCCCCGUGCCCUCAGCUCCCUCUCAGCCCAGUUUGGCUCUCUCCGCUUUGCCUCAGACUGUGCCCGUCACUCGCUCCACACCCGCAUCCUCACCCUCGUCACCAACAUCCCAAACCAAGCACCUUCUACCCCCACUGUUUAACCACUGUGGGAUUCCAGCAGACUUUCAGCCGCACCAUAGUACACCGGCGCCUCCUAUGGACCAGGCCUGAAAUGCAGGCAGAACCAAUUUGCUACAGUCACAGUGUUCAGGGAACAUGUUGCAGGUGAUUUCCACCCCCCCAAAUGUCAGGGUCAUUCUGUUCGUCUUCUCAGUCCUCUGCAUCUUUUUCCCUCACCAAGAAAGAACAUCAAGCAAUAAAUUUCCGUGUCGGCUUAAAAUAGUUGCUUUUUUCGAAAAGCAAACAUAGAUGGAUUUUAGCCAUUAAUAUCACUUGUAUCCUUAAAUGCAUAUUUAAUAUAUUUAUAGAGUAGCAGUCUGCACAACUAGUUUUAUUGAGUGAAAAUGUGUGGUAACUGGUGAAAAUGUGGUUCUUGUUUAGAGGCAAUGGGCAAGUUUGUCAGUGGCAAACACAAGGGGAAAGGUGUCAUGGUUGUAUCACUAUUUUGUCCCGUGUGAUGAUUAAAAAACAUAUUGUUUUGGCAGAUGGUGUUUAUGUGCUUUUAGUAGCCGUUAAACUAUGGGGUCUUGCUCUAAGUGUAAGUGCCUGCCAUAAAAGCUGUGUAACACCUUUAUAAUCAGUGUAUUGCAAAUCAACAGAAUACAUUGUCACUGGGUAAAAAUCUGUAAAUGCACAAAAUGUCACUCUUGAAAACAUGAAAAGUGGCAUUUACUCCCUGUUUUCGACAAGUAAUUACCUUCUCACAUUACCGUAAAGUUACUUGAGGGUGUUAAACUUCGAUUCUGAGUGUUCGAUGUGCUCCUGUGUAAGGCCUUUAGCUGAAGUGAUAGCAGUUGUGGGAAAUAAACGGUGUAAAGCUAUAGUCAGUUAUCUUGUUAUGGCUUUUAAAGAGAGUAGUUAUGAUGCCUUUACCCCCGUGUCAUGCCAAGUCUACAUUUGCAUUUUCCCAUUUAUCUUCUUUGCAGAUGCUUUCUUACCAAAGUGGCUUUCAAGAAAGCCUCUUUUUAUGUCCACUUCAGAAAAAUAUCUAUAUGUCAGUAUAUCUCACUGACCACUGACUCACUAUAAUGAAAUCAUGUUUGGGCAGUUGAGCUUUUAAAGAGAACAGUGACGUAUAACCUUAAUUCGAUAUCUUUAUAAAACGGAUAAUGAUAUAAAAUUGUGGUUUGGUAGACUUGCCGUUGUACCAGAUAAUGCUGCUUUUACCAACAACAGGCAUACUGACAGAUAUCCUUGCACACCGAGGGUCGUCUCAUAUAAUUUUUAUACUUAUUCACUGAAUGUAUCAAGUCAACAAAAAAGUUUAUUAUAACCUAUUAAAAUGUUAUGGUCCUCUUCUUUGUUCAAGGUAUUUUUAUGUAUUGACAUGUUUACUUUUGUUACUUAAGUGCUUGGAUGUGGGCGUGUGUGUAGACAAUGUGUAAGAGAAAUUCUAUUUGUUUUAUUUGAAAUGUGUGAAUUAAAACUGCUAUGACCA